AUGGCAGCAGACAGCAACACGGCCCCUGAAGAGAAGCCGAACACGACUCCUGUGAAAAGAGCUGUCCACAAGAUCCGAACCGCCAGCCUUGUCUUCAGCUUAGCUCGAGGAUGGCAGCAGUGGGUAAGUGACCGCAAUGUAAAGCAAGCCCAAGAACCCCCUGGGUGGGUCCCCACUGCAGGAGAUGUAUCAGCUCAGCCAGUGCAAGAAAGACACUCUGAAAAAUGGCCAGUUCCAUCUACCAAGAGGGACGAUGAAAAACCCUCAGCAAAUGAACUGGUGGCAAGAAAUGCUGAAAAAAGGUCAAGAGAAUCUGAUGAAGCCCUUAAAAAGUUCAACAUUAAAAGCAAAGAGGUGCUGAAAACUGUUGUAAGCAAAGCCUAUGAACGAGCAAGUGAUGUUAGCCUCCUCAGUGGCAGAUAUGAGAACAACCACGGCGGCUCAGAGACGACCAAGUUCAAAGAAGAAUCAAAUGGUAUCGACAAAAUUCUUAAUGGGAAAUUAUCUCCCACUAUAAGGAGAAAAUGUUCAAACAGAGUAUCAGACGCCAUUGAGGGCUUUAAAGAGAAGGACAAAUUAGGAACUAGGGAAGAACUGCUGUUGAAGUGCCACGAUGACAGCAUGGAUGCAGAAGACAGUGGCUAUGGGGAAGCAGAAGACAGACUUGAGCCAGAGGUGAUCCCUGUGAAGGUCAAACAACCAUCUCUCAUGAACAAGUGCAACGAAGAAAGAAGCAUCAAAGCUCAUAGGAAGUACAGUCCCGUUAGCAGCCUGAAGAACAGAUGGCAGGAAUGGGCAGACCAGCACAUCAUAACGCAGAAGCUGAAUCCCUUCAGUGAAGAUUUUGACCACGAACUGGCCAUGUCCACACGCCUGCACAAAGGAGACAAAGGCUACGGCCGGCCCAAGGAAGGCACCAAAACCGCUGAAAGGGCCAAGAGAGCAGAGGCUCACAUUCACAGGGAGAUUAAAGACCUGUGUUUCAUCAUUAAAACCAUGGCUGAGCCACGGAGUGACGGCAAGAUCCAAGUCACUUUUGGAGAACUCUUUGAGAGAUAUGUUCGUAUUUCAGAUAAGGUUGUUGGGAUUCUCAUGAGAGCCAGGAAACAUGGGCUGGUGGACUUUGAGGGAGAAAUGUUAUGGCAAGGAAGGGAUGACAACGUCAUAAUUACAUUAUUAAAAUAA
This is a messenger RNA of Centrocercus urophasianus (Greater sage-grouse), 1185 nucleotides long. RefSeq names its product actin binding Rho activating protein (gene ABRA). NCBI's taxonomy places the organism in Eukaryota, Metazoa, Chordata, Aves, Galliformes, Phasianidae. Gene Ontology annotation, cellular component: sarcomere. Gene Ontology annotation, molecular function: actin binding. The record is from RefSeq and is a predicted model, not a curated record. The transcript is spliced from 2 exons. Bases 1 to 1185 code for a protein of 394 amino acids. Gene Ontology annotation, biological process: positive regulation of transcription by RNA polymerase II; positive regulation of Rho protein signal transduction.